This is a messenger RNA of Oikopleura dioica, 948 nucleotides long. The record is from the annotation of a GenBank genome assembly. NCBI's taxonomy places the organism in Eukaryota, Metazoa, Chordata, Appendicularia, Copelata, Oikopleuridae.
AUGAAAGUUUUUAGCGCUUUUUUCGCCUUAGCGACUGCGCUCGAUGAGAAUCUUCUGGCAAUCAUGAUCGCCAACCAGGCAAACAAUCCGCAGCAACAGACGCAGAUGAACCAACUGCUUCCCAUUUUGCUUCUCAACGACAACACUUCCCUUCAAAACUCGGAAAUGCUGAUGUUGAUGAUGAUGCAAGGAGGCAACUUGGCGGACAGCACUUCCAUCCUUCCACUUUUGCUCCUUGACGACGACAGUAACACCAAUGGCACCGCGCUCGAUAUGACUACUCUCUUCCUCUACACCUCGAUGGUCCAAAAGACCUGCACAAUCAACACGAACAACCAGUUGCAAACGAUGCUGCCGCUUUUGAUGCUCAACGACAGCGGCAGUGCUAAAUCGCGCAAGCAGAAUCUUCUCAUGCUCCUCAUGUUCCAGACAAUGGGACGGGCCUCUGUGCAAAUGGACGCUGUUCUCCCACUCAUGCUCCUCAUCGACGACGACAGCACUGGAGAUGAUGACAGCGAAAUGAUCAUGAUGAUGGUGCUGCUCAACACAAUGACCGGCGGUCUCGAUAGCGCGCAAGCAUUCGACAACAACUUUAACAUGCUCUUGCCUCUCCUCCUCCUCGACAAUUUCAACGAUGACUCCUCCACUACUUCCACCAGCAGCAGCGACAACUCCUUUAUGGACAGAGACUUGCUGAUCAUCAUGAUGGCGAUGCAGUCACAGGCGCCAGGAACGACGUUCACGACCGAUCAAAUCCUGCCUUUAUUUUUGAUCUCCAACGAGUCCUCCAACGACAACCUCAUUUUCUACAUGAUGAUGAACCAGCCACGCGUCCCAUGUGAGCCUCAAACUGUCCAACCCGUUGUCCAGAACGUCUACCGCACCUAUCGCACUGAUAGCAACGGCAACCGAGUCCUCGUCGACACCGACAUGAACGGCUUUGACUAA